AUGAGCUAUUCACAAUCGUGGACCGAUGAAAGUGGUACAACACCAACAAAUUCUAAUGAUGAUCAAAGCGAAACUGAUUCAAACAAUUCUUCUUCAGAAAAUAAAAAUAAUAGAAAAGAACCAAAUAGAAAUUUAUACAAAAUACGUUCUGAACAGAUUAUUGUUCAUCGCUGGUUUUUAUCCGAUAUUCAAUCUUUAAAAAAUCAGAAACAAGAUUUCUAUGUACAAUCCAGUCCAUUUGGUUGCACUGGUGAAAAUGGAUUUUUACAUUGGAUUAUUCGCUUCUAUCCCAGAGCAUCGAAAUCAUCAAAAAAUAAAAAUUCAUUUACUUUCAUCGAUCAUAAUGAAUGUUGUACAAAAACAGGUAAUAAUAGUGCAUUGAAUGAAAUUUCCAAAAAUGAUGAAAAUGCACGUCAAGCUUUACUCAAUACUCUUCGAAACGUAAUAAACAACAAGGAAAAUCAAAAUUCAUUACCAUAUAUAGAAUCUCUCAAUCAAUUAUUCAAUGAAAUUUUACUAAAACCAAUAUCAAAUGUUGAACAAUCAAUAACAACAACGAAGAAAGAUCUUACGAAAGUCAUAUCAUCAGAAGAAACAGUUGACAUUCCAAUAUUAAAUCAUGAUAUAUUAAAUAUUUUACCACAAUAUUCAAUUACAACAAGUGAAGAAGAAUCAUUGUCAGAUGAUCAGUCAUAUUGUGCAUUUGAAGUUCUAAAAGUAAAUGGAUAUGAACAAUCUUCUCAAACACUUUUCGAAACCAACUAUCAAGUAUUUGAAGUAGCUGAUGAUAGUAUUUUAAAUCUAUUAAAAACUGAAGGUCGUCAUCAAGUGCAUUUUAAUCGAGCAUUGAUUAUCUUACCUCGUGAUACAAUCUUCUCCAUUUCGUCAAAUAAUAUAUUGUUUUCGAUCAAAUUAAUUAUCUAUGAAUGCUCAUCAACAAUUGAUAAUUGGAAAUCUAUGUCUUAUAACAACAAAAUUAUUGAAAAUUUAUCCUUUGAUAGACAAUCUUUUCUUUCGAAUGUAUCUAGUGGUGAUGCUAAUAGAUUUUAUAAUCAUAAUCCUAUGAUAGAAUUAACUAUCGGCAAUAUAUUUUGGCUUAUGUCAAAACAAAAACUUUUUACUGAUUUAAUUAUUUAUUCUUUAGAUGGUCAAGAAUUUCAUGUACAUCGUCUUAUACUAUGUACAUCAUGUGAAAAGUUUACCGAACUUAUUUCUACAAAUCAACAAAUGAAUAAAAUUCAAAUAGAUUUCGUUAAUGGAAUUAUUCUUCAACGUAUUUUAAGAUAUAUUUAUACUGGUGAAAUUGAAAUGUGUAUUGGAGAAUUUUCAAUUGAUGAAAUUCGUGAUUUAUUAAAUGCAGCUGAUUUAUUUGAAUUGUUUCAUUUGAAAAAUAUUUUAACAAAGAAAUGUUUGAAUCAUAUAACCCAAAAAAAUUGUUUGGAACUAUUACAAUUAGCUGAUGAUAAACAAAUGAAAAUACUUAAAAAUCGUAUACUCACAUUUUUAUGUCAACAAUAUUCACAGAUAUUCACUACUGAUGUAUGGCAGCAAUUUCUUAUUACGAGACCUCAUCUCUACAACGAAACUUUUGUCAAUCUUCUUCGUCUUAAUCAACUUCAAAAAUCUAUCAUUGAAAAUAAUAUUAAGAAAGAAAAAACAUAA
Molecule: messenger RNA, 1662 nt
Organism: Rotaria sp. Silwood1
Lineage: Eukaryota; Metazoa; Rotifera; Eurotatoria; Philodinida; Philodinidae
Source: the annotation of a GenBank genome assembly